CGCCUGCCUGUGACACAAUAACACGGGAAGCUGGGGGGGGCGGGUGGGGGGGUGGGGGGAUCCGAGCCUGCCGAGGGGAAAAGUGACCUGCCCCGCUCAGGCCGGCGGCGAUGGAGGAGGGCAUGAGCAGCAUGCAGCAGAAAGCGGCGGAGCUGGAGCACAUGGCCGAGGUCCUGCUCACCGGCGAGCAGCUCCGGCUCCGGCUGCAUGAAGAAAAGGUCAUUAAAGAUCGGCGACAUCACCUCAAGACAUACCCCAACUGCUUUGUUGCCAAAGAGUUGAUCGACUGGCUGAUCGACCAUAAAGAAGCCUCUGACCGAGAGACAGCAAUUAAACUGGUGCAGAAAUUAUUGGAUCACAGCAUUAUCCACCAUGUCUGUGAUGAGCAUAAGGAAUUUAAGGAUGUCAAACUGUUCUACCGCUUCCGAAAAGAUGAUGGGACAUUUCCACUGGACAACGAGGUGAAGGUAUUCAUGAGAGGACAAAGACUAUAUGAAAAGCUGAUGAGUUCUGAAAAUACUCUGCUGCAAGCCAGGGAAGAGGAAGGAGUCAAGUAUGAACGGACCUUCGUGGCAUCGGAGUUCAUUGACUGGCUGAUCCAGGAAGGAGAGGCCACAACACGGACUGAAGCAGAGCAGCUCGGUCGCAGACUUUUGGAGCAUGGGAUUAUCCAGCAUGUGUCCAACAAGCACCAUUUUAUGGACAACAACCUGCUCUACCAGUGCAGAAUGAAUUUCCGCCGCCGGCGGCGAUUAAUGGAGCUCCUCACUGAGAAAUCCCGCUUGAUGCCAGAAAGCCACGACAGCCCGUUUUGCCUGCGCAAGCAGAACCAUGACAACAGAAAACACACCAGUUUUCUCUCAGUGAGUCCCACCAAGGAGAUAAAGAUUGUGUCGGCAGUACGGAGGAGCAGCAUGAGUAGCUGUGGCAGCAGCGGGUACUUCAGCAGUAGCCCCACACUCAGCAGCAGUCCUCCUGUGCUCUGCAACCCCAAAUCCGUAUUAAAGAGACCCGUGACUGCUGAUGAGCUCUUGAUGCCUGGAGCCCCAUAUGUAAGAAAAACUUUUACGAUCGUUGGUGAUGCGGUGGGGUGGGGCUUUGUGGUGCGGGGCAGCAAGCCCUGCCACAUCCAGGCUGUGGACCCCAGCGGGCCGGCAGCUGCCGCUGGGAUGAAGGUUUGCCAAUUUGUCGUAUCUGUCAAUGGCCUCAACGUUCUCCAUGUGGACUACAGGACAGUGAGCAACCUCAUCCUGACUGGCCCUCGAACGAUUGUGAUGGAGGUGAUGGAAGAAAUAGAGUCCUGAGAAGGAAAAAACCUCUUACAGGACACUUUUGUGAGAGAAAUAGCGACAACUGGUGGAGCAGCAUGACACAAGGAGGAAGAAUGUUGCUGUGUCUAAAUAGAUGAUUUUGCUUUUAGGGGAGGGGGGCUGUCUUCAUUUAACAAUAAUAGCACUGGUGGUGAUGCUAAAAAGUGGACAAUUGAUACCAGCAUGUUUUCACUAAGGACUUUUCUUUGCCCAACGGAGACAAGGUUAAGGCCUUUAGUUUGUCUGUCCAGCCAUGUCUGCGUCGGUCAGAAUGGUUUCCCACCUGAGAGGCUGUGCAGAUAUCCUCACGGUCCACACUGGAUCAGAGCACUUCAGGAGAUGAAAGAACCAAACACUGUGGGGUUAGGAUGUCACAGAUGGUUUGCAAUAUCAUAUUUACGUCAGUAGACAUCCUCCUGGUGUCCAGCUUUGUUCGAGGAGCGUGUGCUGUCACAGUUGCUCUCUUCUCGGGCGAGGGGCAGCUGACUCAAUGCUGGCUUGAUUGCAAUCAAACACGAAUGAACUGCAGAUGCAUGAAAAAAAAAAGUGUCCAUUCUCUGCAGAGGAUACUCUGGUAUGAAUGCUUGGGUCUGACUGAAUACAUGGUUUAGUCUAGAAAGAAAAAUUCUGCAAAUAGAAAAGCGUGCGGUACUUUCACAAAAUCUGCCUUUGAAAAUUGGACUUUUUCUUUUAGAUGCCAACACUGGCUUAGGUGCUCAAGUAUAAAAUAUUGAUUUUGGUUCUUUCCUUAUCUGUAAAGGAAAGGUGUCUCAGCCUUGCUGUUCAUCACUUUGGAGAAAUUUUAGACACCAUUCCUGGAAGAAGAAUGUUUAGGAGGUUGAAAUGGAAGAUUCUCAGUGUUAGCAUUAGCAAUGAUACAUCCAGAUGUUCCAGUAGAGAAAGUACACUUCAAAUUGAAGCAAUGUACUUGAAUGUACAUUAAGCUUGUUAGCACUUUCCAAUCAUCUAAUGUUUUGCAAACUACAGACUUGCCACAUGAGUUGUAUUUGACACUAUUACUAAUAAAACAUUAUAUUUAACUGACA
This is a messenger RNA of Falco peregrinus (peregrine falcon), 2356 nucleotides long. RefSeq names its product DEP domain containing MTOR interacting protein (gene DEPTOR). The record is from RefSeq and is a predicted model, not a curated record. The transcript is spliced from 10 exons. NCBI's taxonomy places the organism in Eukaryota, Metazoa, Chordata, Aves, Falconiformes, Falconidae. Gene Ontology annotation, biological process: negative regulation of TOR signaling; intracellular signal transduction. Gene Ontology annotation, molecular function: protein binding. The coding region runs from base 111 to 1304 and encodes 397 amino acids.